AUGCAGCUUAUCAAGCAAGUGCUUAAGAGGUCAGAAAUGUUCUUGUUUCUGGUUAAUUGGCUUCUCUUCUUUGCCAAUAUUUUUGCAGUCUUUUUAGCCUCAUUGCCUCAAGAUUCUGUUCAUUUACUUGGGUUUCGAAGUGUUCUUCCAGAGCCCUCUCAAAAAUUGCUUCCUUGGGAUCAGUCUGUCUCACACUGCCAAUGGAAAGGUGUUACCUGCUAUUCAGACACAACUUCUCAUGUCGAAUCAUUGAAUUUCAGAGACUUCCUUCUAUCUGGAAUCUUGGACAAGGCCUUUCAUAAUCUUUGUCAUCUUACUCGCUUGAUCUCCCUUGAUCUCAGUGGCAACCAUUUCACUGGUGGUAUCCCCACUAUGCUCGCAAACUGCAGCCAAGUUGACACGAUUCGCCUCAACGACAACAGGUUUUCAGGAUCCAUCCCACCACAGAUUUUCAAAUCAAGACUGUCGACAAGCCUUCAAUAUCUUGGGCUGUGGAACACUUCCCUUAGUGGAAAUGUUCCAAAAGAGCUAUUUGAUUUGCCAAACUUGACACAACUUUACAUCCACGCAAAUAAUCUAACAGGACCUCUCCCCGACUUCCCAUCCUCGUGCUCACUUUCCCAGCUUCAUAUUCAUCAUAAUCGCUUCUCAGGUUCUUUGCCAAUUUCCCUAGGUAAUUGUCACAACCUUACUGCAUUCUACGCAACAUCUGCUCAUCUAGGAGGAGUUAUUUCCCCAGAGGUUUUUAGGGGCCUUUCUAAUCUCGAAUUUCUCUAUUUACUUGAUAACAACUUUGCGUAG
This is a messenger RNA of Capsicum annuum, 801 nucleotides long. Its product is annotated as receptor-like protein kinase. Lineage: Eukaryota; Viridiplantae; Streptophyta; Magnoliopsida; Solanales; Solanaceae. The record is from RefSeq and is a predicted model, not a curated record. Gene Ontology annotation, molecular function: protein binding. Bases 1 to 801 code for a protein of 266 amino acids. The transcript is spliced from 2 exons.